This is a messenger RNA of Puntigrus tetrazona (Sumatra barb), 1576 nucleotides long. RefSeq lists its product as uncharacterized. The transcript has 6 exons. NCBI's taxonomy places the organism in Eukaryota, Metazoa, Chordata, Actinopteri, Cypriniformes, Cyprinidae. The record is from RefSeq and is a predicted model, not a curated record. The coding region runs from base 1 to 498 and encodes 165 amino acids.
AUGCUCCACCACUUCUUAGUUCAUGCAGCUUUUCAGACCAGCAGGUGGCUUCCAAGAGAUCAAAGGUUAAAAUUUCAGAUCGUUCUUUUCAUCUUCGUGGUGCUUUUCCUGACACCACAGUUUUAUGUUCUGUCAAGGCCCAAAACUUCUCGUUAUUGCGAAAAGCCGCUGUUAAACAAUCUCAUAGUCUUCAUUGUGUUCUCCUUCGUUGCAACUGGUUUGGCUGUAGCGCUUACACUCACUGACCCAGUUCCCAAGAGCAUCAGGGUCGCUUUUCACUCAUUUGGGCUUUUCACAUUUAUCCAGGGGCUCUGUACGGUCAUUCUUACCCUGUCUGCACCUCAGUGUGCAAAGACCACUACAGAAUUAUACAUAUUUUCUUUGGUAGUCUCUUGGGCCUGCAUACUCUCAACAGCUUUCUUUCUGGUUAGAGGAGGUCUUUGCCUGGUCCACAGACUGUUUCCUCAUUGGUUAAGAGAUACGUGCCUCUGGGGUUGAAAAUGAGCCACUGCUGCAGUAUGGCCUUCUACUGACACUCAAUACAGGUGCAUCUAUUAUUUACAUGGUUUCACUGCUUUACAGACAGACUUUUAGACACACACAUACAAAUUGUAUUUUUCAUUUUUGUAAAAACUAUAUAUAUAAACACAUUGUGUCUGUACGGUUGGUUCAUAUUUGCAAACAAGGGAAAAAAACAACCAGUUGAUUUCAAAAAUAUAUUUUAUUGCUAGGUAGUAAAACCACUGCAAAAUAUAACAUGAUGUAUGUGAUUCCAUGUAAUACAGCUGAAUACUGUAACAAAUGUUUCUUAAAACAUAUAAUGGAAAAGCAAUACAUUUUAUUUAACCUCUUAAGACCCUGUGUCCUCAAUUAUAAGUCUGGGUGUCCUGUAAGGAGCACAUUCAGAGCUUUUUUUCAGAGAUAUCAAAUGAUUGGAUGUUUCACCACGAUCACUCCCUCUCCUUGAUCUUCACAACUCUUUUAGAAAUGUGAUAUUUCAUAAUUAUGAUUUACAUCUGUCUAAUUGUUAAACUGCGUGUCAUAAAUCACCCUCCUGGGAAAAUGUUAUGGGGAUUAAGGAAGUUGACUUGAUACAUGUCUUCAUUUGACACCAGGACUAUAAUGCAUUUUGGGAGACAUAACAAAUGAAUAGGGAAAGAAAUUAUAUUUUAGUAUUCUGUUAUAUAUUAUUAUGAAAAUCUGGUUACUUCCAUUAUUACACUUCUUUUGUCAUGAUAUGUUGGCCCAAAAACACAUUAAUACGUAAAUUAGAUUGUAUAUAAUACGAAAACCCAUGAGAAUUUUACACACAUUUUGCUGAAAGAAAAAAACGGUAUAACUGUUAUAACAUAGUUGAGAAUGAUCUUUAUACAAAGUUUGGUAAACAAAAAAUAUCUUUAAAAAUUAAAAUGUAUUGGUGAUAUUCAAAAUCAAUGCUGUGCCUAUUCAUGUUCAUUCAUGUCUUUUAAUUAUUUUAAAGAAAUUCCUUUGUCCUGAUGUCCUAAAGUAGCAUACUUAGCAUAACCUAUGGAUAAAAUAUAAUUUAAUUUUUUUUUUUUUACAGAUUAUUUUUAAU